AUGUCGAACAACCAACUAAAACAAUGGCGCCUGGUGUUGUACAUCUCUCGCCUACGAUUUCCACGCUACCCGGCCUACUAUUUUCCCGUGUUUGUGUUGCUACAAGGUUUCAAAAAGCUUCGGACCGAUCUGAAGCUUCGCAUGUUGGAUUUCUAUCUACAGCCCAUACCGAACGUGCUGUUCGAAUGGCUCCAAUCCGACCAGCUGGUUAACUCGGAACAUACGCUCUUCGUAUCGCCAACCGUCUUUCACGAGUACGUGGUGGAACACGAAAUCAAUUGGAUCAAUCUUGUGCUGAGGGUGGCAAAAUCAAACGAACCAACCGAAAGUCUGCCUCAGCCCGAAAAAAGUCUUGUAUCAAUCAUACUGAACAAGCAGGACGUUUCGCUGCUCUGCCAGAUAGCACCCCAUCCGGAAGUACCCCUGAACGCACUGUGGGUCAAGGAGAAUCUGAUCGAAAACCUAAACGAACGAUACUCCCGCAAUGGCGAACGAUACUGGGGCCGUUUGCAGCGUAUCACCGAAGGUCAGCAUCUACCAGCGAUCGUUGCCAAAGCAAACAUCUUCAUCUACCAAACACCGUACGAUUUAAGCUCCGAUAUGGUCGACUUCAUCCUCGGUCGAUACUUUGAAACACCUCGACUACUCUACCGGAACCACACCUACCAAAUACCACUGACGGAGCGAUUUUUAGGCAACACGUUCUAUACGAAAAAUUUUGCGAUUCUAGCAAACAUGAGAUCGCUUUGGUUUAAGUGUCUCAAUCUCGAUUCAACGGUCGGCGGCUUUGAGAUGAGUGGCAUCGUGCAGAAAAGUCUAACCACGCUACAGCAAACGACGACGUACAACAACUUUCUGCUUCCGGAACGUUUCGAUGGCUCGCACAUCCGGCCGAGCUGUCCGUUCGGAUUGCGGAAGUACUACGAUUCGCUACGUUCCUCCCUGCAAGCGUACAUGAGGAUGGAAAACAACGCGUUAGUACAGAACGCCAUUUAUCCCGUCUUCAUGUUGCGUGGUGAGCGUGGCAUCGGGAAGCAAGCUGUACUGCGUUCCGUUGCCGGUACACUCGGUAUCCCCAUCUACUACGCGGACUGUAGCGAAAUCAUGACCUCCAUAAGCUCCCAAACGGAAACGAAGCUAAGCGCUGCAUUUAACAAAGCGAAAGUUUGCGAACCAUUGAUCAUCUGUCUCGAGAACUUCGAAGUGUUCGGGGUGGACAACGAGGGACACGAGGAUCAGCGUAUAACGGGCUCGUUUCAGGCAGAACUUGCCACCCUUUUCGGGCGUAAAUAUUCACACCCGGUAGUGGUGGUGGCAUUGGCAAACGCGAAAGAAUCCAACACACCCAAACUGACCUCACUGUUCCUAGAGGUGAUACUGCUUCAUCCACCAACAACACCCGAACGGUUGGAACUUUUACGCUGGAUCUCGCUUGGCCAUCGGUACAGGCUUCCAUCCCGUCAGUUGCAAAAAAUUGCAGAUCAAAGCCAAGGCUUUACACUGUCCGAUCUGGAGCUGUUGUACGGGAAUGCGCUGGAAGCGUGGCGUCGCUCGAAGGUACCCCGGUUGCAGUUGAAACAUUUCCUCGAAUCGCUCGAAAGCAUGCAGUCCACCUUUUCGGACAGUCUCGGUGCCCCGAAAGUGCCCAAGGUGCUGUGGUCGGAGAUUGGCGGAUUGGCAAAGUUGAAAUCAGAAAUUCAAAACUCGAUCGGUUUGCCGUUACGCCAUAAGCAUCUUAUGGGGAAAAAUAUGCGCCGAUCGGGCAUCCUACUGUACGGUCCUCCGGGCACCGGAAAGACACUAAUCGCGAAAGCAGUUGCCACCGAAUGCAACCUAAGCUUCCUUUCCGUCCAGGGUCCAGAGCUGCUAAACAUGUACGUUGGCCAGAGCGAACAAAACGUGCGGGAAGUGUUUGCACGGGCAAGGACCGCCUCACCGUGUGUACUGUUUCUGGACGAGCUGGACUCGCUGGCACCGAAUCGGGGCGUAAGUGGUGAUUCGGGUGGCGUUAUGGAUCGUGUCGUUUCGCAAAUGCUUAGCGAAAUGGACGGCAUAUCGAAGGAUCCGGGACAGCAGAUUUUCAUCCUCGCGGCUACAAACCGGCCCGAUCUAAUUGAUCCUGCACUGCUACGUCCGGGACGGUUCGAUAAGUUGCUUUACGUAGGACCGAGCUGUACGGUGGAGGAUAAGGAAAGUGUUCUGCGUGCGCUGACUGGGCGGUUUCAGCUGGCAGCAAAGCUUACGUUGCGAAAGAUUGCGGAAAGCUUGAAGCAGGAUAUGACCGGUGCGGAUAUGUAUUCGAUCUGCUCGAACGCAUGGUUGAGUGCGGUACGGCGCACGGUAAAGGAAGCAAUUGCAGGAGAUUCCAUCAAUGAGGGUCUCAGUGCGGAUCAGGUGAUCGUGACGGAGGAUGAUUUCAAGGAAGCGAUCAAAACGUUCAUCCCCUCGAUAAGUCCGGCCGAUAUGGCGUACUUUAAUCAGUUGAAGGGUAACUUUAGUGUAUGA
Molecule: messenger RNA, 2505 nt
Organism: Anopheles maculipalpis
Lineage: Eukaryota; Metazoa; Arthropoda; Insecta; Diptera; Culicidae
Gene: Pex6
Product: peroxisome assembly factor 2
Exons: 2
Coding region: 1-2505 (834 amino acids)
Biological process (GO): protein import into peroxisome matrix
Cellular component (GO): cytosol; peroxisomal membrane
Molecular function (GO): ATP binding; ATP hydrolysis activity
Source: RefSeq, a predicted model, not a curated record